AUGUUUCCUGAAAUACAUGGCUCGGGGGAUCCUCUGGGGCACCCCCUCGGCUCGCACGCGCUCGUCGUGCCAAGGUGCGAGUUGUGCUGGACGCUGGGGCGCGCGCUGCAGAGCGCACCGCGCGCUCUUCACGCCCGGGGAGCGCCACGCUGCAGCGUGGCGCUGCCGCUGGCCGAGCACGUCGAGGCCAUCGUCGCGGCGCGCUGGCGGGCCUGGCGGACGUGCCCCCCCCUCCGCCGCCCCCGGCGUGAAGGAUGCCGCCCAAGGGGCGAGCGGGGGCGGCCGCUGGGCGGGGGGCACGCGGGCGCGGGCGCGGGCGCGGCGGCCCUGGGCGUGGGGCUGCGGCUGGUGCUGGUGCUCGUGGGCGAGGUGCUGCCGCUGCCGCCGCCGCGCCGAAGCGGGCCCCGCGCCUGCGCGCGGCCGCCGCUGCUCCUGGGGGAGCCGCCCUCUUCGCAGCCAGGGGGCCUGGCACGAAGUCUGCCCGCGGCGGCGGCUGGUGCGGGCGCGGCCGCCGCGGCCGGCGGCCUGCCUUGCGGCGGAGGCGCGGCGCCGCCAGCAGCGCCCGCGGCGGCCGCGCGGAGGCGAGCAGGCGGUGCUGGCUUCAACCCCGCCGUGGUGGCAGCUGCCCAGGCGGGCGGAGGCAACCCCCAGGAGCUGGCGGCGGGGCUCGCGCAGAUGGCCAGGGGGCAAGGCGUCGGCCUCAACCAGCAGCGCAUUGCCGCCGCCCUGCAGGCCAUGCAGGCCAGGGCCGUGCCCGCCGCCGGGGCUCCCGCCCAGCUCGGGCUUGGGGCUCAGCUCGCGGGAGCCCUCGCUGCCCCAGGCGCUGGGGGCAUGCCGGGCCCCGCAGGGCUGGGGGUCCCGGUGCUGCCCCAGGGCCUGGCGGGUGCGGCGGCGGCGCAGUCCGCAGUGCCAGGGCUGCAGGCCGCCGGCGGAGCAGCAGCAGGCGUCGUGGCCGCGGCUUGGCUGCAGCCGCACGUGCUGGCGCAGGCGGCGCUGACGACGGGCAGCAUCAUCGAGGUGCCGACGCACGACGACGCGCUGGCGGUCACUGGCACGGCGCUGCUGAAGCUGGGGACCAUCUGGGCUGCGGACGCCCUCGGCACGUUCGCCACGGCGGUGUUCGGCGAGGCGUCCACUCCCGUCAGCACGUUGCAGUUCGAGCAGGCGUGGAGUGCCGACGGCGGGGCCCCGCUGGUUCACCUCUGCUCGUGCCCACGAGAGCGAUGCCAAGCGGUGGCCGGCGCGCACUCCGUGUACCACGUCGACGUGCUGCGCGUGAGGGGCCCCCUGCAGCUCAGCGAGGCGUGGGCCCGCCCUGCUGCCCUGCUGCUCGCUGCGCCGGCCGGGGAUGCUGGCGCGGGCCCGCUCGGCGAGGCGAGGUCCAAGGCGGUGCUCGAGGCGAAGGUGGCGCAACUCAAGCAGGCGCUAAAGCGGCGCCGCGAGGGGCGCGCCGACCUCUUCAGCGCUGCGGCGAAGAGGGCGAGAGGCGCUGCCGAGCCCAGCAUCACUGGCGACGGAAGAGAUGCCGAGUCGCUUUUUCACGAUGCCCCCUCCGGCUCCGCGACGAACCGGAUCCAGCGGGCGGCGCGCCACCGCCCGGGCGCGCUGCUGGAGUCGGGCCUCUCCGAGAUGGCUCGAUUCCUGGGCGAGCGGGCGGGGGCGAUGGCGGCCUACCUGAACGGCAUCUUCUUCGGGCAGCACCCGCAGAGCGGCAUGUCACAGCACUCAGUGCGCGAGAUGAGGACGAUUGCCCACGCGAUCGACGGCCUGCUCGAGGGGAAGCUGCCGGAGGUGGGCGACCUGCUCAUCCAGCGGCUGAAGGCCCUCGAGCUGAGCGUGCGCGACAAGGGCUGGGCCGUGGCCAGCCAGCUGGAGCUCAUGGACGACCAGCCGGGGAUCGCGAGCUUGUCGGAGCGCCAGGCGGCCGCCCAGCACGCGCCGAUGCAGGCGCGGCUCGCGGAGGCGCGCGCCCCCCGCUCGCGGAGCCGCCGCGGGCGGAGCCAGCUCCGCUCCGCCGCAGACGGGGAGCGCCCCGGCAGGAAGGUCGCCGCGAAGGAGAUCGAGGAGGCCACGCCGCAUGACGCGCCGCAGGUGCUGCUGAGGCCGGCACGGUCGCUGCCCACGAGACUCGGCGAGGUGAAGGCAGCGAAGCAGUGGACGCAUGUGCUCAUCAUCGGCCUCAACCACCUGCACGCCAACUGCUCGGCCGACCCCGAGAGAUGCGUGCAGCGCGGGCCUCCCAGCCCAGCGCAGCUCAGGAGCCUGCGCAUGGUCGGCACGGCGGAGACGCUCACGGUUGAGCAGGUGCUGCCAGCAUUGCCGCCUGUCGGGAUCGCGGCCUCCGUGGAGGCGGCCCCGCUCUGCGAUCCAGUGGUCCGCCGAGCGCUCCUCGAUGCCGAUUCGAUGGCCAUUCCUGAGGGCGCCAGGCCGGCGGCGCCGCCGCAUGCGAAGAUCUGGGCUUCCGACGAGGCCUGGGAAGAGCUGGUGGAGGUCCUGUGGGCUCGCGGGCUCGUGGAGCCCAUCGAUCUCAAGGACGUGCUGCACGUGGGUGGCAAGCUGGCCCUGUGCGGGGCCUUUGGCGCGCGGCAGGGGACCGAGCGGACCGUCAAGCUGCGCGACGGCCCCUACGGCCACGUCCUGCGCUUCAUCAUGAACCUCGCGCCGUCCAACGUGAUGCAGCGCGUCGUCGGCGGGGACGUGGUCCAGCUGCCCCUCUCGAGCCAGUGGUCGACCAUCGCGCUGCUGUCUCGCGAGAUCAUGCCGCGGCAGUGCUUCUUCUACGCGUUCAGGCCGCCGCCGUGCUGGAGGAAGCUCAUGGCCUUCAGGGCUCCCGUGCCUGGCCGCCUCGUGGGCAAGCCGGACAAGGCUCGGGUGCACGUGGCCAGCGCCGCAGUGGCAAUGGGCUGGAUCUCAGCCACGGGAGUUUCGCAGCAUAUACACCGCAACGUGCUCAAGGUAGGGCGCCCACGUGCUGCGGGACUUGAGCCUGAGGCAGAGUGGCGCAGAGACCGCGGGAGCCCGCUCACGCCCCGCAGCUCGGACACCACGGCGUGGGAGGUCUGCGUCGACAACCUGGAGAUUCAGGAGCUGAUCGACCGCGUGGACGCCGAGGAGCCGCCCAACGGCUACGCGAGCCAGCUCAUCUCGCUCACCCUGUGGGUCCUGGCCCAGCGCGGCACCUGCGGGAGGCACUGGCAAAUCGCGCUGGGGCGCUGGGUGCGUGUGUUCGCCCGCCGCCGUGGCGGGGUGGCCGCCUUCGAGCACGCGUGGAGAUGGAUCUCGGGCUCCUCCCGCGGGUGGGUCCUCCCGCUGCCAAUGGUCGAGGAGCUCGUGCUCGCGAUGUCGUUCGCACCGCUCCACUUCACCGACUUCCGGCUGAGCAUCUCGCCUGAGGUCACGUGCUCCGACGCCAGCCCGUUCGGAGGCGGCGUGGUGGUGAGUCGUGGCCUCACGCCUGCAGUGGAAGCGGCCCUGGCCCGCAGCGGCCGGCUGCCCUGGCAGCGCAGUGAAGACGAGUUGGUCAUCAUCAGCCUCCUCGACGGGAUCGCAGGUGGACGCUGCGCUUGGGCUGCCCUGGGGCUCGACUGCUGCUGGCACAUUUCGUCCGAGAUCGACCAGGUGGCGACUCGCGUGGCAAGGAACGCGUUCCCAGACCUCAAGGAGCUCGGGGGCGUCAGGCUCGUCACCAGGGAGGUGGAGUUCCUCUUCGAGAACGUGGACUCCGCCGACCGGGCCGACAUCGGGGCGGCCGCGAAGCUGCUGGGCCGCAAGCCGUACAGGGUCUGCGCCUCUCAGGUCUGUCACAUGCGUCGUCCGCGGCUUUACUGGUGCUCUUUCUGCCUCGUGGGGGACGCCGAGCACAGCAUCGAGGAGAGAGACCUCUGGCGCCAGGUGAAGCUUGACGCGGACCCAGGGCAUGGCUCGCGCUGGCUGCGGCGAGGUGCCUCCUGGCCCGCUGGAGACGACCCCGCAGCACGGCUCCCCACCGCUGCGAGGAGGGAGCGGCGCUCGCCCCCUCGGCCGCGGCCCGCGGGCUUCGCUCAGUGCGACCCAGCUGCGCUGCAGCGCCGGGCGGACGACGGGCUCGCCCUCCCGCCGUACCAGUACAUCGAGAAGCACUGCGUGCACGAGAGAGGGGAGUGGCGGCCCCCAUGUGCUGAGGAGCGGGAGGUGCUCAUGGGCUUCCCGCGCGGCCACACUCAGGUCGCAGUUCCAUCAGGCGUGCUGAAAGACGACCUGCAGCACGCUGAGUCGUUCCGCUGCAGCCUCCUCGGGAAUGCCUUUCACGUGGAGGUCGUGGCGUGGCUGCUGGGGCACCUCGCCGUCAAGUGGCAGUUCUUGGCGAGUGUUCCCUCGGUCGACCUCCUCAGGGAGUCGGCCCGCCCGGUGGCCGCUAGCGCAUUUUGCAGCUCGCGCGGCUUUGCGCCGGAGCAUGCCCUUGUGCUGGACGUGAUGAGGUCGACGUCCACGAAGGGCUCGGACGUGAGCUGGCAGCAGGCGGCGCACAUCAACGAGCUGGGGAUGAGGGCCUACCUGUCAGCUCUCCGUUGGCGUCUGCGUGCAGAGAAGAACUUGCAGACGAAGUUCCUCCACCUGUUGGACAGCCAGGUGUCUAUUGCUGUCCUCACCAAGCACAGAUCGGGGUCUCGCCAGUUGAAUCGCAUUGCUCGCAAGGUCAGCGCACUUGAGCUGGCCUCAGGGGUCAUGGCCAUCUUGGGCUUCUGCCGCAGCGGUGUCAACCCUGCGCUGGACCAGGGCUGGCCACAGGCCGUCGACGCCGCCGACAUGGACCAGCAGAUCUGCACGUUCAUUGAAAAUCUCUGGAUUGACGGCGAGGGUCGCAAUCUGGCAGGAGAUCGAGAUGCCGCGAAGAGCACCGCCCAUAUGUCCGUCACCACGCUGUGCGGCAUCUUCCACGUGCUGUGGCAGCUCGGGCGGCAAGAUGCAGCGGUGCUCAUCCUGGUCGCCUUCCAUUGCUUGCUGCGGACAGGCGAGCUCGUGUCCAUCCGCGCCGAGCACGUGCUGACCAAUGCGAGCCGCACAGGCCUCGUCGCCCUGCCGUGGACCAAGAGCGGGGCCAGGAGAGGCGCGCAGGAGCUGGUCACCGUCGACGACCCAGUCGUGGGCCGUGCGCUGGCGUGGCUCCGCCAGCGGCAGGGCGCGGGGCCACUGCUGUUGGGCGCAGGCGCGCAGUUCCGCCUGCUGUUCGAGCGGGCGUGCGUCCAGGCUGGGCUCGAGGAGGUCGGCAUCGAGCCCCGCAGCCCGCGCCGUGGCGGUGCGACGCACGACGCGUGCACCCGCGGCGACCUCGGGCGCGCCGUGCACCGCGGCCGCUGGUCCGACCUGCGCACGGCGCAGAUCUACAUCAACGACGGGCUGGCAGCGGUGGCGCAACAGCGAGUGCCAGACGCCGCCGCCCGAGACCUUGCAGCGCGAGCUGCCGCUCUCGCGCGGCUGCUCGCGUCCCUGUGA
Messenger RNA from Prorocentrum cordatum, 5472 nucleotides. Lineage: Eukaryota; Dinophyceae; Prorocentrales; Prorocentraceae. The record is from the annotation of a GenBank genome assembly.